CGUCUUCUUCCCCGAGACAAGCCCACGGGGCGUCCUCGUCCUCCUUCCUCCUUCCUACUGGCCGCUGGAGACUGGUGGUCUCCUCCCCUCCGGCCGCCGCCGCGCUCGCAGGCCACGACGGCCAUGGAGCCCCGCCGCUCCUCCGCCCGCAGGUUUCUGUUCUCCAGUGCUAAAGUUCCCCAACAGUGACAAUUUCUAAAGCUCAACAGAACUAGAUGAUACUUGCAUAAUGUGGCCCUCAGAUAUUUGGCAGGCGCAUGCAGGGUCAUCACAGUCAGAGGGAUCAGAACUGGAUAUGGAGAGAAACGGAUGCAACCAUAAUUGUUGCCCAUCUCCUCUCCAACCAAUUGCAUCAGGUGGUCAGCACUCUGAAAGCAGCGCUGCAUACUUCUCUUGGCCAACAUCUACUCUAAUGCACGGUUCUGCCGAAGGCCGUGCUAAUUACUUUGGGAACCUACAGAAGGGUGUGUUACCAGGACAUCUUGGCCGCUUGCCAACAGGGCAGCGAGCCACCACCUUGCUUGAUUUGAUGAUUAUAAGAGCUUUCCACAGCAAGAUCCUACGCCGCUUUAGUCUUGGUACAGCAAUAGGGUUUCGAAUCAAGAAGGGUACAUUGACUGAUACUCCUGCCAUCCUUGUUUUUGUUGCUCGGAAGGUGCACAGAAAGUGGCUCAGCACUACACAGUGCCUUCCGGCUCACCUUGAGGGACCUGGGGGGGUGUGGUGUGAUGUUGAUGUCGUUGAAUUCUCUUACUACGGGGCACCAGCACCAACUCCAAAGGAGCAAUUGUAUGAUGAGCUUGUUGAUGGUCUGCGUGGUAGUGAUCCAACUAUUGGCUCUGGUUCACAGGUAGCUAGCCUUGAAACAUAUGGUACAUUGGGUGCCAUUGUAAAGAGUCGAACUGGUAAUAAACAAGUAGGCUUCCUGACAAACAGGCAUGUUGCAGUUGACCUGGAUUACCCUAAUCAGAAGAUGUUCCAUCCCUUGCCCCCUAAUCUUGGGCCUGGCGUUUACCUAGGUGCUGUUGAGAGAGCAACAUCAUUUAUCACCGAUGAUGUUUGGUACGGUAUCUAUGCGGGAACGAAUCCAGAAACAUUUGUCAGAGCUGAUGGUGCAUUUAUACCGUUUGCUGAUGAUUUUGACAUAACUAGUGUUGUUACCACCUCGGUCAAAGGAGUUGGAGUCAUUGGUGAUGUAAAGGCAAUCGAUCUACAAUCCCCAAUUAGUAGUCUCAUUGGUAGACAGGUCGUCAAAGUUGGAAGAAGCUCCGGUUUGACAACAGGGACCGUUGUGGCAUACGCUCUUGAAUACAAUGAUGAGAAGGGCAUAUGCUUCUUCACGGACUUUCUUGUUGUUGGGGAGAACCAACAAACAUUUGAUCUUGAAGGGGACAGCGGAAGCCUUAUAAUCUUAACGGGAAAAGACGAUGAAAAGCCACAGCCCAUCGGGAUUAUAUGGGGUGGCACUGCCAAUCGGGGUAGGUUGAAGCUCAAAAGUGGUCAGGGUCCAGAGAACUGGACAAGUGGGGUUGAUCUCGGCCGGCUUCUGGAUCUGUUGGAGCUUGAUCUAAUCACCACGAGCGAAGGACUACAAGAGGCCCUAAAGGAACAACAGAUUAUUUUAGCUGCUGCUGCUGCAGCAGCUAAUUCGACUGCCGCCACAGAAUCGUCCCCCGUCGCUGGCCCUCAAGAAAACGAGAAGGUUGACAAGAUUUACGAGCCUCUUGGAAUCAACAUCCAACAGCUUCCAAGAGACAGUACAGCCACAUCCACUGACCAACCCUUUGGCCCCAGCGAGUUCCAUGUCGACACUGUGGAAGGCGGCGUCCUCAACAACGUCGAGGAGCACCAGUUCCUCAUCGGCAUGUCCCCAGCGCGUGAGGAAGUCGGCCAGGACGCCAACGGCGAGCUGAACAGCAGCCUCGUGGAGCUGGAGAAUUCGCCCGAAGACAUCUGCUUCUCGCUGCAUCUGGGCGAGAGGGAGCCCAAGCGGCUCCGCUCCGAUUCGUCGUCGCUGGACAUAGACCUGCAGAAAUGAGAUGCAGCUCUGCUGCUGCUGCUGCCUCCAUCACCACCCAGCUCUGUAUGGCCUAGUGAAAGGCAGUUCCAUUUCUGUGCACCCAAUAGAAAUAAACUUUAAUUUUCUGAACCUUAUUGUGCCAGUUCAGGUUACAGAUAUCCUUAUGUCAGGGUGGUUACCCCUGCAGUUCUUUCUUCUUUCUUUCCUGCCACUUACAGUAGUUUUUAUAAGGAGGGGGUAAUUGAAUUAGAUGAAGGUGCCCUAUUCCUUGGCCAUGUAAUCUUGCCAUUUAUUGUAGGGGCAAUAUACUUUUGUGUA
This is a messenger RNA of Oryza brachyantha (malo sina), 2338 nucleotides long. Its product is annotated as protein NARROW LEAF 1-like. The coding region runs from base 230 to 2038 and encodes 602 amino acids. The transcript is spliced from 6 exons. The record is from RefSeq and is a predicted model, not a curated record. NCBI's taxonomy places the organism in Eukaryota, Viridiplantae, Streptophyta, Magnoliopsida, Poales, Poaceae.